Solanum verrucosum is the source of this 940-nucleotide messenger RNA. RefSeq names its product probable protein ABIL1. Bases 1 to 762 code for a protein of 253 amino acids. The record is from RefSeq and is a predicted model, not a curated record. The transcript has 8 exons. NCBI's taxonomy places the organism in Eukaryota, Viridiplantae, Streptophyta, Magnoliopsida, Solanales, Solanaceae.
AUGGAGGAGGAAUUUAAUUCAUCACCCAAAAGUUAUACAGAAGUUGAAACUGAUGAUUCAACUAACUUCAACAACUCUCUGCAAGAACUCAAGGAUUUGUGCUCUCAGCUUCACAAUGCUGCAGAUUAUUGUGAGAAAGCAUUUGUAAAGGCAGAAGAGAAAAGAGAUGUACUGGAGAACACAAAAGAGUAUCUCUGCAGAGCUGUUGUUACAGUUGUCGAUCAUUUAGGAUGUGUCUCAGCUAAACUUGAAUGCAAGAUUUCAACGAUUGACACAGCUUCUGAAACAGAACUUCGAAUUGAUGGCUUGACUCAAAGGCUCGCGACCUGCCAGCAAUACUCUAACAAGCUUGCUCUCACUAGUCUUUGUUGGAAUACUGAUUUAGCAACAUUUGAUCAUCGCUAUAUAUCACCACCAAUUGAAGAUCUCAGGAGAAUGAAACAAAUGUCAAGGGGAUUUGGUAUGCCAAUUGACAAUAAGACUCUACACAAGGAUAGAUUUGAGGCAGAGGAAGAUGUGCCACUAUUUUUGUACACUUACAACUUUAAGCCUUCUCUACUUGAAGAUUCGAAGCAAAAGUCUAGCUUUUCGCCUCCAGUGCUUCCUGUUCUGGACGGACUAUCUGUUGUACCAAAAUCACAAAAUUCCAACUUUGAGUUUCAGGAGGCUCGAAAGCAAAAACGAAACAUAUUGAGUUGGAAACCAAUGCAUAAUAAGGAUAUCAGGUCACUCAUUAGACGUGGUAGAAGAAUAGUAACAUGAAUUUGUGAAGAGUCUAAAGACUGCCACAAAACUUCCCUUCAAGAUAUUGUAGGCCUCAAGUUACCAGGUUUAAAGAUAUGUAUUAUUACUCUUGUUUUGCAAAUUAUGUAUAUUAUAAAGGGAGAUUAUGCUACAAACCAUUUUCAACAAAACAUAACAUGCAUUUUGAACUUCCCUA